Messenger RNA from Dichomitus squalens LYAD-421 SS1, 711 nucleotides. RefSeq lists its product as uncharacterized. The record is from RefSeq and is a predicted model, not a curated record. The transcript has 5 exons. Gene Ontology annotation, biological process: chromosome segregation. Lineage: Eukaryota; Fungi; Basidiomycota; Agaricomycetes; Polyporales; Polyporaceae. Gene Ontology annotation, cellular component: MIS12/MIND type complex. Bases 1 to 609 code for a protein of 202 amino acids.
AUGGCUUCCAGUGCGUCGACCCAGCCAGGCAGCAAGAGGUGGUCCUACUUUCAUUCCGCCCUCCAGCUUGCCAUACAGCGGUCUGCGCACAAAUGGACUUACGAGGACUUCGCGGAGUGUUUUUCUCUCUGGUGUGAUGAGCAGCCGGAGAACGCGGCCACCAUCUUCAAUCUCGUCUCUAGCCGUCUCGAGUCGUCUAUAACGGAGAAUUGCGAGGAGCUGUUCAAGAAGUAUAAUGUAAAGGACAACCUGGACAACCUCCACGCCGUCGUCACAGCAGCACGCGCAAGGAAGCAGGCAGAAUAUGAUGGCAAGGACGUGUGGCGCGAGGAUCUGCAGCCCCGUGCUGCCGUCAGGGCACGAACGAUCCCUCUCCUCGAGCAAGAGCGCGAUCGUCUGCGCGCAGAGUUAGCACAGCUCACAGACGAGAACUCAGAAUUGCAAUCUCAAAUGCAGCAGAACGUGCGCGCGACAGAGGAGGCGGAUCGAGAUGCUGCAAGACUUCUCGACGUCAUUGACAAGGUUCUCGCGAAAUGGGAUCAGAUACCCUUGGAUGAUAUACAGUCUUGGACGCUGCAGACGGCAGAAUCUGCUGGAAGUAGGGCAUGAUGAGGACACGAAAUGUAGCUUAUCUCUAUGUAUCAGUGACCAUAGCCAUAUGUACUAUUUCUCCAUGAACAGCGUACGUCGUACAGUAGACUGGAAUGACAC